AUGGCAGGAGACGAGGCAGGCAGCGGCGGUGCCCCCUGCCCCCCCGCCCCCCUCUCCGCUGUGGAACAGGCGGCAGCGGCGGUGCGGGAUCUGGUCAGCGGGCGGGCGGCGCAGAGGGUGGAGUCGGAGCGGGCCGCCGAGGCUCGCAGGCACGGCCUGCCAGAUGCUUCCGCGGUGCACUGGCUGGGCCCACAGGGCGCAGCGGCUGUGGAGGAGGGCAGCCAGCCUGGGUGCGGCCCGCCCUGGCGCAACCGCAUGGUGCUCGACCGCAACAGGCUCAUGCAGUUGCACCAAAAGGCGAGGGCGCAGCGGAAGGCGGCCAGGGCGGGCGGCUUUGCGGGCUACCCUGGAGGCCCACACGGCGGCGGCCGCGGCGGCGGGCCCACUGCCGCGGCAGCAGGGAAUAGCGGCGGCGGCCGGGGUAGGAGCGGGGGAGGGCCCGGAGGAGGCGGCAGCAGCAGAGGUGGCAGCGAUGGCAGCCGGGGGCCGCGGCAUGCCUCCGCGGUGUCGGCAGCGGUGGCAGAUGGCGGCGGCGGCGGCGGGGCGGUGCCUAGCAGUGCGGCAGGCAACAAGCGCCGCACCCCUUCUGCAGCUGCGGCUGCAGAUGCAGCUGCUGUUGGCCUGGAUGUGCCCAGUGUGGAGCGCAGCCGACAGGCGGAGAGGGAGCGGCAGGAGCAAGAAGAGCAGCAGGGAGAGGGGCAGAAACGCAAGCGGGUGGGUGACCUGGCAGAGGAGGCUGAGCUGGCGGCGGCGCUGGCGGCCUCGGCUCGGGAUGCUGGGCUGGCAGGGGGCGCAGCCGGCAUGCCGGCUGGCGCUGCCACCUUCAGCGCGCGGCAGCCGGAUGUGGGGCAAUGGGUCCAUGUCGACCCGCUGACCAACUCUGUGGACGAUGCGGCGGCGGUGGCGGCCAAGCAGCCGCGCGAGCGCCAGCCGCUGCCGCACGUGGUGGCGCUGGCGGGCGGCGGCGCCAAGGACGUCACGCAGCGGUAUGCGGCCGACUGGCUGGCUGCCGAGAAGCUGCGGGACGAGGAGUGGUGGCGGCAGACGCUGGCGCCGCUGCGCAGGCUGGAGGCCGCUGCCAGCCUGGCAGCGGGUGCUGCCACCGGCGGGGAUGGCAGCCCAGGCAGCGGCGAGGGGCUGGGGCCCCGGGCUGCCGCCGCGGCCAGGCGGCGGCAGGCGGCGGCAGAGGCGGCGGGGCAGAGCGCGGCGCGGCUGGCGGCGGAGCGCGAGGAUGCGGAGCUGGAGGAGCGAGCGGCGCAUGCCCGCCUCAGCCUGCCCAGCACCAUGGAGGGUUUCCGCGCCCACUCGGCGUUUGUGCUGGAGCGCCACAUCCCGCGCUUCUGCGCCGUGAAGCCGGGGGCCGGGAAGCAGGGCAUGCACAGGGGCGAGCCCUACUUCCGCCGCUGCGACCUGGCUGACCUGCACACCGCCGCCAAGUGGCGCACCGACCACGGGCGGGAGGUGGUGCCGGGGGAGGUGGAGCGGCCCUACAAGCGGGUCAAGAGCAGGAAGAGGGUGGGGGCGGGGUCGCCGCUGACGCUGAACGGGGGGCCGGAGGGGGAGGAGGAGGACGAGGAGGAGGAGGAGGAGCUCGACGGCGGCGGCGCCGGCGUCCGGUCCAGCGACCCCUCCGCCCCCACCACGCUCCUGUACGGCAUCUGGCAGACGCGGGAGUGGGUGCCCGUGGCGGCGGCGGAUGGCAGCAUCCCCACCAAUGAGCACGGCAACGUGGAGGUGCCGCCCCUGGCCAAAAAGAUGCCGGCGGGCCUGGUGCACCUCGACAUGCCCUACGUCGUCAACACCUGCAAGGCGCUGGGCGUGGAGCAUGCGCGGGCGCUGGUCGGCUUUGCGCGCAACCGCUUCCCGCAGGUCGAGGGCGUGGUGGUGUGGGAGGAGGACCAGCAGCGAGUGGUGGAUGCCUACCUGCAGGCGGAGAGGGAGCGGGAGGAGAGGAAGCGGUUGAAGGCGGAGGCGGAGGCGGACGCCGCGUGGCGCAUGCUGCUGCGCGCCGUGCUGGCCCGUGUGCGCCUGCAGCAGAGCUACGGCCCGCAGCAGUCGCAGGAGCAGGCCGGGGAGGCGGCCAUGGCCGAUGCGGCGGCUGCCCUGUUGCAUCAAAGCGGGGCCGCGCCGCCAGCCAGGGCUGGAGCAGGCAAGAAGCGGGGUGGCGGGAGGAAGAGUGCGGCGACGGCAGCGGCGGCGGCUCCCACAGCAGCUGCUGCCGAUGUGGUCGACCUGGCCGGCAGCGACUCUGAUGAUGCCGUACCCUCAGCCGGCACUGCACCGCCCGCUGCGCUCGGCCUGGACCUGCACCAGCUGCGUGGCAAGCUGGAGGCGCAGCUGUCGCCGGCGGGGCAGCGCCAGCAGCAGCAGCAGCAGCAGCAGCGGGAGCAGCACAUGGCCGAUGUACACCAGGAGGAGAUUUAG
Messenger RNA from Chlorella variabilis, 2424 nucleotides. RefSeq lists its product as hypothetical. The record is from RefSeq and is a predicted model, not a curated record. The transcript has 9 exons. Gene Ontology annotation, biological process: mismatch repair; nucleotide-excision repair. Lineage: Eukaryota; Viridiplantae; Chlorophyta; Trebouxiophyceae; Chlorellales; Chlorellaceae. Bases 1 to 2424 code for a protein of 807 amino acids. Gene Ontology annotation, molecular function: single-stranded DNA binding; damaged DNA binding. Gene Ontology annotation, cellular component: nucleus; nucleotide-excision repair factor 2 complex; cytoplasm.